Messenger RNA from Cinclus cinclus, 1506 nucleotides. RefSeq names its product LUC7 like (gene LUC7L). The transcript is spliced from 11 exons. Lineage: Eukaryota; Metazoa; Chordata; Aves; Passeriformes; Cinclidae. Gene Ontology annotation, molecular function: mRNA binding. Bases 335 to 1288 code for a protein of 317 amino acids. Gene Ontology annotation, biological process: mRNA splice site recognition. Gene Ontology annotation, cellular component: U2-type prespliceosome; U1 snRNP. The record is from RefSeq and is a predicted model, not a curated record.
CGCUCGCCGCGCGUCGUCGCCUCUGAGGCCGCUGAGCCGCCGCCGACGCCCCAGGCCCCUGUCCCGGUCCCGGUCGGAGCUGCCGCCUCCGGACGGGCCCUACCAUGUCGGCCCAGGCACAGAUGCGGGCCCUGCUGGACCAGCUCAUGGGCACGGCCCGGGACGGUUCAGUGUAUCUUUGCCUGCCUACAUCAAUCUGCAAGGGAGUUGCAGAAAAGCCUCAUGUUCAUCGAGCCGAGAUGAAACCAGACAAAGGGUGAAGUUUACAGACGAUCGUGUGUGCAAGAGCCACCUUCUGGAUUGCUGUCCCCAUGAUAUCCUGGCAGGAACACGGAUGGACCUGGGUGAAUGUACAAAGAUCCAUGACUUGGCUCUGCGAGCAGAUUAUGAGAUUGCGAGUAAAGAGAGAGACCUGUUUUUUGAGCUGGAUGCGAUGGAUCACCUGGAAUCCUUCAUUGCAGAGUGUGACAGGAGAACAGAGCUGGCCAAGAAACGCCUGGCUGAGACACAGGAAGAGAUCAGUGCUGAAGUGUCUGCAAAGGCAGAGAAAGUACAUGAGCUGAAUGAAGAUAUUGGAAAACUCCUAGCUAAAGCUGAACAGCUGGGAGCUGAAGGAAAUGUUGAUGAAUCUCAAAAGAUCCUGAUGGAAGUGGAGAAAGUCCGAGCAAAAAAGAAAGAGGCAGAGGAAGAAUACCGAAAUUCAAUGCCUGCAUCCAGUUUCCAGCAGCAGAAGCUGCGAGUGUGUGAAGUCUGUUCAGCAUAUCUGGGUCUCCAUGACAACGACCGGCGUCUUGCUGACCACUUUGGAGGCAAAUUACACUUGGGUUUCAUUCAGAUUCGUGAGAAACUGGAUCAGCUGAGGAAAACAGUGGCAGAAAAGCAAGAGAAGAGAAACCAGGAUCGUUUGAGACGGAGAGAGGAGAGAGAACGAGAGGAGAGGAUGGGCAGACGGUCUGGAUCAAGAAAUAGAGAUCGUCGAAGAUCACGGUCUCGGGAGCGGAGGCGGAGACGCUCCAGAUCAGCUUCCCGGGAACGGCGCAAGUCUCGCUCGCGCUCCCGGGACCGACACAGGCGCCACCGGAGCCGCUCCCGCAGCCACAGCAGAGGGCACCGCCGGGGCUCCAGAGACAGGAGCUCAAAACACAAAUCUUCUAGAGAUCAAUCUUCAAGAGAAAAGUCCCGAGACAGAGAGAGGAAAGAGAAGAGCUCUUCUGAGAGGCGGCACGAGAGCACAAAUGGCAAAUCUCGUUCCAAGAGGUCAGAAGAGAGAGAAGCUGGCGAGAUCUGAACUCAAAAUGAUCUGUGUUGCACUGUAAAUAGUCUGAUAAACAUUCUACACAAAGCCUAAAUUUCCCAUUUAUAUUUACUGAAUACAACUCAUCUUUUGUAGUUUGGGAUUUUUAUUGUUUGGCAGAUAGCUGUGAGUUUGUAGACACACAGAGUUACGUACUGUUUAACAGGAUUUUGUUUUAGUAGGAAUAAAUAAAUCUGGAUGGUUGGUUUUCA